AUGGAUACAAUUAGAAGAAUUGAUACUACAAUAGCUUCAGAUAUAAUCGACAGGUUUAACAAAAAUGGGCAUAUAUAUAUCCCAAGUGAGCUUGUACCAUAUUCCCCUAGCCGUAUUGUUCUAGCCUCAUGUGAUAAUAUUGAUGUGCUUGAGGAAACAAUAGAUGGAAAAAACACAUUUCAUUGCACGCAAAUGAUGCUGUGGCAAAGAGGCCCGGCAAAUAUAAGGCAGACUGACAUAGAUAUUAAGCACAUCAACAGGGCAAAAACAAUAACAAGAGAUAGCUUAGAUCAAUUCCAUAAGUUAGAUCAUGCCAGCAUGCCAGUUGGUGAAAGGCCAAAGCCAGUUAGUAACCUUCCUCCUGACCUAGAAAUAGAAAAGUGGUUUAAUAAAAGCAAUAAUCAGGUUGAGUCAAAAAUGAAAAAUAUGGCAUGGAUAAUAGCACGUAUGUGCCAAACCUCUCAACAAAUGGUGCCAGCUUGGGCUGCUUUUAAUGAGAAGAUUAGCUCAGUUAACUCACCCAUUACUACGCCUGGUAUGUUGCCUAUACUUCAGGCUCCUGCAGAUGAUAAUAAUACCAUGACAACCAUACUUAACCGCUUUACAUCAAUUGCUAAACAUCUUGGCCAGCCAAAUACUGUAAUAGCAGUAGAUCAACCUUUGUACAGUAGAGGCAAGGAAAUUAUUUGGGCCAACCCUGAAAAAUAUCAGAAUGUAGUUUUGGUUAUGGGCCAUUUGCACAUUCUCUUUAACUUUCUUAAAGCAAUAGGUCAACAUAUAGAAAAUUCAGGGCUUGCAGAUAUAUGGGUUGAGUCUGGUGUUUUUGCGCAAAAUACUACUGGUGCAAUGUUAGAAGGGAAGCAAUAUUAUCGAGCUGUAAGAGGUCAUCUAUUAACAUAUGAAGCUUUAAGUCGAAUUUAUUGGCAAUAUUUUACUUCUUGGUUAACAUCUAAUGAAAGGGAGGUUAAUUUAAAAUCAAUGACAGAUCAAAUAGUAAAGGCAUUCAGUCACAGAAAUUCUGAUGAUGAAGCAGUUAAAGCAGUAAAUUGUUUAGUCACUACUCUAAAGAUGCAUGAUGUUUUAGGUAUGAUGGAUGAAUUUGAUAAUACACUGCAGCAUUUACCCAAUUUUGUUCUUUGGAGGUCAUACAUGAAGAUGGUUGAAACAUUGCUAGACUUUAUCAGGGCUAAUCGGGAGGGUAACUGGGCCCUUCACUUAGAUUCAUUUUCAGCAAUGCUUCCAUGGAUGACAAUCUAUGACCAUACAAAUUAUGCUAGGUGGGGUGCUGUUUACUUGUGUGAAAUGAAAAACUUACAAAACACACAUACACUAGUUUAUGAGGAGUUUCUGAAUGGAAACUUUGUAGUUAAGAGGAGUAAACUAAAAUUUAAUCAGAUACCUCUCGACCAAGCUACUGAAUGGCAGAAUAAAAUCUGCAAAAUAUCAAAUGGCAUUAUAGGAAGAACUAGGAAUGAUACUGCUAGGGACAAGUUCUGCAUAACAUGGGCAGAACGUUCAUAUGUUUCUCACUCUACUAGAGUGUUAUUUGGUGUAGAUGAUGAUGCAAAUGAUACAAUUUCUACCAGGAAGGACGCACAGCCAGGCAGAGUGAGUGUUGAUGAAAAUGCAGUCAGUGACUUGAAAGAACUCUUUUUAAGAUUUAAUGUAUUUAAGAUAAAUACAUUUGAUCCUCUUGAUGGCUAUGUUGCCCUUGAAGAAAUUGCUGAAAAUGUAGAAAAUGAGGGGGAAAGGAUGGAUGUAGAUAUGCAUCAGUUAACUUCUCUGGAAACCAAUGAUGUUGCAACUGGUGAUAUACAACAUGAUAUGUUGACAGCACAGCAACAAGGGCAACAGAUGGUACUAGAGAACAUAGGUAAAUGGCUGUUAAGGAAGGAUAUGCCUUUUUUUGAUCCAAUAAAAAAAACAAAUCAAAAACAUUUGCCACAUUGUAUGCUUCCUCUAUUAGCAUACAGAAUGAGAAAAAAGUUACUAAGGCUGAUAGGAAAUUAUUACAACGUCUUCUAACAGUAUCCCUAGCAGGUCGUAACAUUGAUAUGCAUGAUAUUCUUAAACAUGAGCUUUCUAAUGUUCCUCUUUCUCUAGCAAAGGUUCAUGGCACUCUUAACUCAACAACUAAGUCAGAUUUGGUUAACAUUUUGAUGGAUGGGGAAACAAUCCCUCACACAAUUCCUGCACCAACCAUGCAUCAAAACACUUGUGUUUUAAUAGAUGGUCAUGCUUUAGUUCAAGCUCUUGGAAAACCUCAAACCUGUAGGACCUUUGAUGACUAUGCCAGAGUCUUUUUUUCGAGCUGUCACGGCACAUAUUGAUGAACAUGUUAGACGAGUAGAUGUUGUCUUUGACACCUACGUAAAACAAUCAAUUAAAUCAGCCACUCGAGCUAAAAGAGGCAUAAAAAAGAGACCAGUUCGUAAAAUUAUUAACCGUGGUGAUUUAAGUCUUCCUCAGGUGUGGGCAAAUUUUGUAGCAUUAAGUGAUAAUAAAGCAGAUCUUGCUAGGUUCCUUACUGAAUACAUUAUGAGCCAUGGGAGGGAAUUUAGUCACCAGUAUGAGUUGGUAACAAGUGGUGGUAUAUGGAUUCAACUAAGGCAUGCUCAACACAAAGAGGUGAGGUUCCUAACUUAUUUAACAAUCAUGAGGAAGCAGAUACCCGACUUAUUCUGCAUGCACAUGAAGCGAUUGCUAAUAAUUUUAACAGAAUCAUAAUAGUGUUGUGUAGAGAUACCGAUGUUCUUUUGCUAUUAAUUCAUUUUUUUUGAAAAAAUGAAGAAAUUGAAACUUGGAUGGUUGGUGGCAAUGCAAAGCAAAAAAAGUGCUUUCCCGUAAAUAGUAUUACAGAUAAGCUAUCUGAGGGAGUAAUUCAGAAUAUAUUAGGCUUUCACACAUUCACUGGGUGUGAUACAACUUCUUCGUUUAGUGGUUACGGGAAAAAGAAAUGCUGGAAGGUUUUUGAAGAGCACCCUCACUUGCUCUAUGGCAUUGGGAGGGAUUGCUUUGUUCAGGAUGUAGAAGAAUUUGUUUGCAGGUUGUAUUGUGCACCAGAUCCACUAGCUGGGGUAAACCAAUGCAGAGUAGAUCUUUUUCAGAGAGGUAACAAAGAGCUUGAGAAAUUGCCACCAACUAAAAAUUCUUUAGGCCUGCAUAUAACAAGAUGCAAUUUUCAGGCAAAUGUCUGGUUACAAGCCACUGUUAAGUUUCAGGAACUCCCUCUACCAGUUGUGACUGGAGGUUGGAAGGCAUCUGAUUCUUUAGACAAUCUGGAAAUUGUCUGGACAACUCUUCCAAGCAUACCAACAUGUUGUCUUUCCCUUAUCUCUUGUGGUUGCAAAACAAAAUGCAAAACUGGAGCAUGUAAAUGCUACAAAAGCCAACAGCAAUGUACACCGAUUUGUAUCUGUAAUGUGAAAGACUGUCACAAUCCAAUUGGGCUACCAGAAAGUUAA
This is a messenger RNA of Paramuricea clavata, 3464 nucleotides long. Lineage: Eukaryota; Metazoa; Cnidaria; Anthozoa; Malacalcyonacea; Plexauridae. The record is from the annotation of a GenBank genome assembly.